GUCACCAUCCUCUGCAUCGACCUGGGCACCGACAUGGUCCCCGCCAUCUCCUUGGCCUACGAGGCGGCCGAGAGCGACAUCAUGAAGCGGCAGCCGCGGAACCCGCGCUCGGACAAGUUGGUCAACGAGCGGCUCAUCAGCAUGGCCUACGGCCAGAUCGGGAUGAUCCAGGCCCUGGGCGGGUUCUUCGCCUACUUCGUGAUCCUGGCGGAGAAUGGAUUCCUCCCGUCCUGCCUCGUCGGGAUCCGCCUGCGCUGGGACGACCGCACCAUCAACGACCUGGAGGACUCCUACGGGCAGCAGUGGGUCAGUCUGGGAGGGAG
Corapipo altera (White-ruffed manakin) is the source of this 323-nucleotide messenger RNA. Its product is annotated as sodium/potassium-transporting ATPase subunit alpha-3-like. The transcript is spliced from 3 exons. Gene Ontology annotation, biological process: sodium ion export across plasma membrane; potassium ion import across plasma membrane; proton transmembrane transport. The annotation marks the transcript as partial. Gene Ontology annotation, molecular function: P-type sodium:potassium-exchanging transporter activity. Lineage: Eukaryota; Metazoa; Chordata; Aves; Passeriformes; Pipridae. The record is from RefSeq and is a predicted model, not a curated record.